AUGGAGACUAAGGCCUGUUUGGUUCUUCUUUUCUUCUUUCUCUUCCUUUCAAGUUUUCUACCUCAAAGCCAAGGGAAGAGGCAAGGUGAAGCUCUUGACAACCUCUUCAAGGCCAAGCUCAACAAACACUCCACUAUUGACAAAAGCCAUUUUGAGCCCAUUUCUCUUGUACAUGGAGCCAAAGUUCUUUCUCAGGUGGGAUUGCAAGAGAGAGACAGAAUUGAGAAAUUGCCUGGGCAACCAGCUGUUGGGUUCACCCAGUAUGGUGGGUAUGUCACCAUCGAUGAAUCGGCCGGUCGGGCAUUUUAUUAUUACUUUGCUGAAGCUCAGCAUUCUAAGCAGUCUUUGCCUCUUCUUCUUUGGCUCAAUGGAGGUCCUGGUUGCUCUUCUCUUGCCUAUGGAGCAAUGCAGGAGCUUGGACCAUUCAGAGUCCACAGUGAUGGGAAAACCCUCUUCAAAAAUAGAUUUGCAUGGAACCAUGCUGCAAAUGUUUUGUUCUUGGAGUCACCAGCUGGAGUAGGGUUUUCGUACUCCAACACAACGUCGGAUUAUGAGAAGGGCGGAGAUAAAAGAACAGCUGCAGAUAAUUAUGUUUUCUUGUUGAAUUGGCUUGAAAGGUUCCCUGAAUAUAAAAAAAGAGACUUUUACAUUUCCGGUGAGAGCUAUGCGGGGCAUUACGUACCAGAACUUGCUCAUACUAUUCUCCACCAUAACAAAAAAGCAAAUACCAGUCUCAUCAACCUUAAAGGGAUCAUUAUCGGGAAUGCUGUGAUCAAUGACGAGACUGAUAAUCAAGGAAUGUACGACUACUUUGCAUCUCAUGCUCUCAUCUCAGAUGAAACUUCGCAUCAAAUUAACAAAUACUGUGAUUUCUCACCCAAUGCCCCCUCAGAGUCCGAUCAGUGCAAUAACGCUGCUAAUGAAGCUAACCUCAAUGUUUUUCCAAUUGAUAUCUACAACAUCUAUGCUCCUUUAUGCUCUAACCCCAAUCUCACUGCCAUGCCCAAGAAGGCUUCAGUAAGAUUUUUUGAUCCAUGCAGUGACAAUUACGUGUAUGCUUAUCUUAAUCGGCCUGAUGUUCAAAAAGCCCUACAUGCCAAUGUCACCAAACUGAAUUAUGAUUGGGAACCAUGCAGUGAUGUUAUACAAACUUGGGAAGACAGCCCAUCAACAAUGAUUCCACUCCUAAGAGAGUUCAUGGAGAAUGGCCUUCGAGUUUGGAUAUUUAGUGGGGACAUAGAUGGAAGGGUACCAGUGACUUCAACCAAGUAUUCCAUUAACAAGAUGAAGCUUUCUGUGAAAUCUCCAUGGCAGCCUUGGUACCUCAAUACACAGGUUGGUGGGUACACACAAGUGUAUAAAGGAGACUUAACAUUUGCCACAGUAAGAGGGGCAGGACAUCAAGUUCCAAGUUACCAGCCUACAAGAGCUCUUACACUAAUCUCGUACUUCCUUUCUGGGAAACCUCUUUCGGAUGCUACUUGGGGAAAUUGAUCUCAUUUCUACAAAAUUCUGUAUUCACUGGUAGUCACUUUCUUUUUUCUUUUUCUUUUUUCUUUUU
Ilex paraguariensis (yerba mate) is the source of this 1561-nucleotide messenger RNA. NCBI's taxonomy places the organism in Eukaryota, Viridiplantae, Streptophyta, Magnoliopsida, Aquifoliales, Aquifoliaceae. The record is from the annotation of a GenBank genome assembly.